This is a messenger RNA of Fimicolochytrium jonesii, 1914 nucleotides long. RefSeq lists its product as uncharacterized. Gene Ontology annotation, molecular function: zinc ion binding; nucleic acid binding. NCBI's taxonomy places the organism in Eukaryota, Fungi, Chytridiomycota, Chytridiomycetes, Spizellomycetales, Powellomycetaceae. The record is from RefSeq and is a predicted model, not a curated record. Bases 1 to 1914 code for a protein of 637 amino acids. The transcript has 2 exons.
AUGACCAAACGCACGAAGAUGACCAAGACCAAAGCGCAGCAACAAGCGGAGUCUGAAAAUCCGAGCUCCGCCGACGACACCCGCCCUGUCCACAACGAGGACGAGCCUCCCGCCUCCCCAGUCAGCGCUCGGGCCGACAACCGUGACAACGACGAGGACAACCGCGACAACGACGAGGGAGAAGGCCCAGACGACCACUACGCCGGCCAAGGUUCCCACGCCCUGACCCACGCCGACGAACUAGACCAGGACCAAGACGAGCAGGGAGACGACAGCGGCGACGACGACGAGCUUAGCCCCCAAGGCCUCCUCCAACUCAUGGCCAAGAUGGAGUCAAGCUUCGCCGAGGUCGUUAACGAAACCCGCGAGCAGGCCGCUGCAGACAAAGCCGAGCUCCUCGCCCGUCAGGCCAGCCUUCACCGCCUCCUGAAAGAAUCUCACGACAACACCAAGCGCCUUGAACGUCUCCUUACUCAGCAGAUCGAACAGGGCCAACAGAAACCCACACCCCGCCCUCCCUUCACCUUCAGCAACGUCCGCCCCGUAAACCGCACAUUGGCCUCGCCCGCCCAAUCCCAUCUCCCCUCCCCGGUAACCCCGCCGGAGCUACAAGAACGCAGUGAUACAACCAGCUUCGUCGCCGAGGGCCCAAUCGCCAAGUCUCUCCGCGAAGGCCUCGCUACGUUCGACGGCAUGUCUCGGUCGACCAAAUCCGCAAACGAGUUCCUGACCCGCCUCGACCGAUACUUCGCCGCCACCCCGGCAGUCCCGGAUAUCAUGAAGAUCUCGCUGGCCGCCUCUAAACUCAAGGAUACCGCCGAGCGAUGGUACGAACAAGCAGAAUCCACCAUCCUUACGUGGGAAGCGUUCAAAGACGGGCUCCGCAACCGCUUCAUCCCACCCAACGCGGAAGAACACGCGCUCCUGGCCCUCGAACGCCUCACCCAGACCGGCUCGGUCGACGAAUACUACCAAAGGUUCUCGGCACUCCUCCUCGAAAUCCCGGAGAUGACGGAUAAGCAGGCCUGCUGCGCCUUCCGCAAGGGCCUCCGUCCCGGCAUCCAACGGUUGCUCGCCGCCAACCCCUCUAGCCUCACGAUGUCCCUGGCGGAACUCGUCACGCUGGCCGAUAGCGUAUACUCAGUCGACAGCGCACGACGGGACGAAACCAACCGAGACAAGAGACCUCCCGCGAAACAAUGGCCCCCAUCGAACAAGCGUGCAGCCGUCGACGUUGUGGGCACCGGCCCCGCGACUAAACGCCUGAAAAAGCUGACGAACGACGAGCGUCAGCGGCUCCGCGACCAAGGCGCAUGCUUCCGUUGUCGACAACCCGGCCACAUGCAAAGCGACUGCCCUAAGUACCCCAAGGCCCGUGUCCACGCUAUCGCCACCGAACCCCAGGACGAGGAUCCCCAGCCCACCCAGGGGGAUUUUCAUCGACCUCCUGAUGGUACCCACCGAACCCCUCUGAGCCCACCUGCGGCACCCCCGAAAGAACCGGACAAACCAGCGAAACCCCCAGACCCUGUACCCCCUACGAUCCGCCCGCGGUCCCCCAACCGACGGCACUACCCAGACAUGAACGCAUACCCAACCCGUGCCGCCCCACGAUGUCUUCAAACAGAAGCCUCCGACAUACUUGAAACCAUUGUGGCCGACCUAAUGGCACGACAUCCACCGCCCACGGACCCUACCCCUGAACCUCCGAAACCCCGCACCUUCCUUGCCGAGCUUCGCGCUCACCAACGAACGACGGGCCCGGCCAUAGCUGAAGCGGCUCUCACGGUCACCGGCUUUAUCAAUGGCGUCCUCGCCACAAUCCUGCUAGACACCGGCUGCACUACCUACGUGCUCAACACCAGUUUGCCCGGAAGCACGGCUUUACCCUACGCCCCACAAAGAUCACCCUAG